Pseudocercospora fijiensis CIRAD86 is the source of this 825-nucleotide messenger RNA. RefSeq lists its product as uncharacterized. The record is from RefSeq and is a predicted model, not a curated record. Bases 1 to 825 code for a protein of 274 amino acids. NCBI's taxonomy places the organism in Eukaryota, Fungi, Ascomycota, Dothideomycetes, Mycosphaerellales, Mycosphaerellaceae. The transcript has 2 exons.
AUGGCGCUCCACGACCAGCCCUUGGAUAUUGGCGACGUGUAUAACAGCCGAGCAGAAAGCUACGACAACUCCUGGCAUCCUCGCUUCGCGCGCCAUAUGGUCGAAAUAGCAAAAUUGAAGCCAGGCGAGGACGUUCUAGACCUUGCUUGCGGCACUGGACUUGCUACGCUCUGCGCCAGUACUGCAGUGCAGGAACAUGGCUCGGUUGUAGGCGUUGAUAUUAGCGGCGGCAUGCUUGCACAGGCGAAGCAUAAGCUGCAAAGUCAUGAUCUCAACAACGUCGAACUUCAUCAGCAUUCCAUUACGGACCUUGAUCGGCUCCUCGCUCUAAAUGGCAAGAAAUUCGACGCCAUCCUAUGCUGCUCAGCGUUGGUACUGCUGCGGGAUCCUGGCGCGGCAGUGAAGCAGUGGGCCACAUAUCUGAAGCCUGGAGGGCGCAUUGUUGUCGAUGUCAUUCAUCCGAGGGAUCAACUCCCCGGCAUCACUUUUGAAAAGGUUGGCAAGAGAUGCAACUUACCUGUACCAUUCUAUCGCCUAAAUUUUGGUGCUGGGUCUGGAGAUCUGAGGCAGAUGUGCGAGGACGCAGGCCUCUCUCGAAUUUCGAUAUUGAGCGUAUCUCAGAUCGAUAGGCCGGAGCUCGUUGAUCUGAACGACUUUUUAACCGACCUCGAUGCACCACGUCCCUCGACUCGACAUCUUGGUCGUUCACAGAUUAGAGAGGAAGCGAAGAUGCUCUUCAAGGACGAAUGGGCCAAACUUGCAGAUGAGCAGGGCAAGAUUAAGCAGGUCGACUGCGUAUUCGUGGCCGUUGCCUACCGAUCCUGA